AUGAGAGAGUACUAUGCGCAUCAGAUCCAGACAAGGCCAUCAGAGGGUAUGACAAUCAUAAAGUCGGGAAGAUUGCUUCAUCAAUAUAUUGUAGACACUUAUACAGCAACCGAGCAGGAGAGAUUGCGCUUCAUCAGACUUAACCAGAAACAGCUGAGGGCUGAGUUAUAUACAAACAUCUGUGAUGCAUUGGAGAGUGGAGAUACCGAUGCAAGCAAGCUUGGGACAAAAGUUAUCUUGCCUUCUUCUUUCACUGGAAGCCCUCGAUACAUGUCUGAGAAGUAUCAAGAUGCCAUGGCUAUUUGUCGUUGGUAUGGUAAUCCCAAUUUAUUCUUCACGUUCACAGCAAACCCAAAUUGGGUUGAAGUGAAGGAGCAUCUUGAAGUAUACGGAGGGGACUUAGCAAACAACAGACCAGACCUUGAGUGCAGAGUUUUUAAACUCAAACUGGAGGAGCUUAUGUCAGACUUUAAGAAAGGCGUUUUUUUCCCUAAACCAGCUGCAUUUGUUUACACCAUAGAGUUCCAGAAGCGCGGCCUCCCACACGCGCAUAUCCUUCUUUGGUUCGAGGGAUUCAAAGGAGAAGCCACAGCUGAAGUCAUCGACAAAUAUAUCUCGGCCGAGCUACCUAACAAGGAAACAGACAAGGAAGGUUUUGAGUUGGUUGAACGCCACAUGAUCCAUGGGCCUUGCGGGAAGCAACGGCGUCUGUCACCGUGCAUGGAGAAAGGCGAAUGCACGAAGAAAUUCCCUAAACCCUAUUCGAACAAUACAAAGAUCGACAAAUCUGGCUUCGUUAUCUACAAACGGCGCACUGAUGAUGGAUCAUCUGUUCUGAAAGGUGAUAUAGAGUUAGACAAUCGCUAUGUUGUGCCUCAUAACCUCUCUAUACUCAAGAAAUACAAAACACACAUCAAUAUUGAGUGGUGUUGCAAAACAAGCGCAAUAAAGUACCUCUUCAAAUACAUAACGAAGGGGGUGGAUCGAGCAUUGGCUCUGAUGGAGCAGACUGGUGAGCAUAGGCUGGUAUACAAGCAGGACAAGAGUAUAGCGGAAGUUCUCUCCAAAGAAGAUAUAGAGAAGACGAUGUUGACUGCGUAUUUUGUUGCCAACCAGAAAUACGAAGAAGCUAGAGAGCUUACUUACAUUCAGUUCCCCUCUCGGUUUGUCUACCAUUCUGACGACAAAACGUGGACACCCAGGAAACAUGGGACAGCUAUAGGCAGACUUAUCUACGUACAUCCAACCGCAGGAGAUAAAUACUAUCUUAGAAUCCUUCUAAAUGUGGUCAAAGACGCUUUCGACUUUGAAGAUCUCUGCACCGUAGGUGGUACGACAUUUAAAGAGUUCCGUGAUGCGUGCUAUGCGCGUGGGUUGCUAGAUGACGACAAGGAAUGGCACGAUGCAAUAGUUGAACCAUCCUUCUGGGCAACAGGUCGUCAACUAAGGUCCUUAUUCGUCCUUAUUUUGCUUUACUGUGAAGUUGGAAAUCCACUGAAACUUUGGAAUCAUACCUGGAAGAUAUUGGCUGAAGAUAUUCUAUUCAUGAAACAGAGAGAAUUCAACUUCGCAGGCUUGCUUCUGCCUGAUCCGCAGCUGCAAGAAUAUACGUUGAUUGAGAUCGAGCGGCUUCUCAAAGAAAAUGACAAAUCCCUAGCUGAUUUCGCUGGGAUGCCAAAGCCAAACCCGAAUGUUCUCAAGGAAAUUUCAAACACUGUAUUGCGUCAAGAGCUUAGCUAUGACACUGAGAAAGAAGCAGCUGAGCAUGAUAAACUGUUUAGCACCAUGAAUGAAGAUAAAAAAACAUAUACAGUGCGGUAA
Brassica napus (rape) is the source of this 1821-nucleotide messenger RNA. RefSeq lists its product as uncharacterized. The transcript has 3 exons. Lineage: Eukaryota; Viridiplantae; Streptophyta; Magnoliopsida; Brassicales; Brassicaceae. The record is from RefSeq and is a predicted model, not a curated record. Bases 1 to 1821 code for a protein of 606 amino acids.